This is a messenger RNA of Tupaia belangeri chinensis (Chinese tree shrew), 3214 nucleotides long. RefSeq names its product frizzled related protein (gene FRZB). Gene Ontology annotation, molecular function: Wnt-protein binding. The record is from RefSeq and is a predicted model, not a curated record. Gene Ontology annotation, cellular component: cytoplasm. Bases 628 to 1590 code for a protein of 320 amino acids. Gene Ontology annotation, biological process: non-canonical Wnt signaling pathway; canonical Wnt signaling pathway. The transcript is spliced from 6 exons. Lineage: Eukaryota; Metazoa; Chordata; Mammalia; Scandentia; Tupaiidae.
CGUCUGCUCGAGGUAGGAAAGUGAAGAGCAGGGGGUCAGAGGCACAGAACUCCUGGCGAGGCUCCUCCCGCGCGGUCCUGCUCCUGCUGCGGUCGCCGCAGCCCUACAGGACUCGCAAACUUACUGUCUCCCUUUCCUUAGGAGUUUCCUUCUUUCUGGUUUCUCCUCCUGCCUCCCCACUUCCAAUCCCGUCAACCUUAUCACGUUAGACAGCUUAUGCUGCUUUUAGCACUUUUCCUUUUCUUUUUUGGUGAUUCAGGGGUCGUGACAGCCCGGAGCUCCCACCACUACAGCUGAAUUCCACUUUUGUUUUCAUUUCUCCCUCGCUUUCUCCUUAUCUGAUUGCGCUUCAAAGUCUGAUGCUUCUGCCAGAAGGAGAGGAAUAAAUAGAUGCUACUGUCCCCGAAGGCUUAGACGUCGGGAAAGGCAGUCCCGGGUAGGGGCGGCGGCUGGGCUCGGCGAAGCUCGUGGGACCCCAUUGGGGGAAUUUGAUCCAAGAGCUGUGAGAUUGCCGGGGGAGGAGAAGCUCCCAGAUCAUUGUGUCGGCUUCCAGGGGGGAGGAGGAGACAGCGGAGCCGGCGCUCGCGCUCACUGCACUGCUGCACCCUGCCCCAUCCUGCCGGAAUCAUGGUCUCGGGCAGCGCGGGAGGGAUGCUGCUGCUGGCCGCGGCGGCGCUCUGCCUGCUGCGGGUGCCGGGAGCCCGAGCUGCAGCCUGCGAGCCCGUCCCCAUCCCCCUGUGCAAGUCCCUGCCCUGGAACAUGACCAAGAUGCCCAACCACCUGCACCACAGCACCCAGGCCAACGCCAUCCUGGCCAUCGAGCAGUUCGAAGGUCUUCUGGGCACCCACUGCAGCCCCGAUCUGCUCUUCUUCCUCUGUGCCAUGUACGCGCCCAUCUGCACUAUUGACUUCCAGCACGAGCCCAUCAAGCCCUGCAAGUCUGUGUGCGAGCGGGCCCGGCAGGGCUGCGAGCCCAUCCUCAUCAAGUACCGCCACUCGUGGCCGGAGAGCCUGGCGUGCGAGGAGCUGCCGGUGUACGAUCGGGGCGUGUGCAUCUCUCCGGAGGCCAUCGUGACCGCGGACGGAGCGGAUUUUCCUAUGGAUUCUGGCAAUGGAAACUGUAGAGGGGCAAGCAGUGAACGCUGCAAAUGUAAGCCCAUUAGAGCCACUCAGAAGACCUACUUCCGGAACAAUUACAACUAUGUCAUUCGGGCUAAAGUUAAAGAGGUGAAGACUAAGUGCCAUGAUGUGACUGCAGUAGUGGAGGUGAAAGACAUUCUAAAGUCUUCUCUGGUCAACAUUCCAAGGGAUACUGUCAACCUUUACACCAGUUCUGGCUGCCUCUGCCCUCCGCUUAAUGUUAAUGAAGAGUAUAUCAUCAUGGGCUAUGAAGAUGAGGAACGCUCUAGAUUACUUUUGGUGGAAGGCUCUAUAGCUGAGAAAUGGAAGGAUCGGCUUGGUAAAAAAGUUAAGCGCUGGGACAUGAAGCUCCGCCAUCUUGGAUUGAGUAAAACUGAUUCUAGCAUUAGCGAUUCCACUCAGAACCAGAAGUCUGGCAGGAACUCUAACCCCCGGCAAGCCCGCAACUAAAUCCUGAAAUGCGAGAAGUAACACCAGUGGACUUCCUAGAAAAACCUGCAAUGCUGGACUAGCAAAGGAAAUUGCACUAUUGCACGUCAUAUUCUAUUGUUUACUACAAAAAUCAUGUGGUAACUGAUAUUACUUCUGUUUUCUUUUUCGUUCUCUGCUUUUCCCUCCUUCCACUCCACUGCUUCCCUGUCUUUUUUUAUGGCCUGGGAGCAAGGCAAAUCCUUAAAUAUAUUAUAUAUUUUCUAUUUCACUAAUCAUGGGAAAGCUGUUCUUUUGCAACAAUAAUAAAUUAAACAUGUCGAUAUGUUGAUACCAGAGCCUUUUCACUGGUUUCCCUAGAUGUUACCUUACUGUGCUAUACCCGGGCUGGGAUUGCAAUGUUGGAUGCAGAGAUUUCUGGAAUAGGCAGAAAACUAGAUAAUGCUGUAAAACAUACACUGUUGAUCUAAUUAUAGCCUCCUUUUUGUAUGCCUUUUGGGCAUUCUCCUCAUGCUUAGAAAGCUCUUAAUGUUUACAAAGGUAAAAUGACUGUUUGAAAUCAAAUGCUGCAUAGGCAGAGCAAUCAAGCACCAGGAAGCAUUUAUGAGGAAACGACACACACGAUGAAUUAUUUUUGAGAUUGGCAGGAAGCAAAAUAAAUAGCGUUAAGAGUAAAGGAAAGAACAUUUUGCCCGAUUGAGAAGCAUAACUGAAACCAGUAGCUGUUGGGAUAUUAACAGUAGCAUUCCUCUUUUGGCAAUUUGUUUGAUUUGGUUUUGAAUGUAUUAAUCAGCAUGAAGGAAAUGAAUUAUAACUAGGCAUCUGCUGUUAUCACCAUAGUUCUGUUUAAUUUGCUUCCUUUUAAAUAAACCCAUUGGCGGAAGUCUUUUUCCCCCACCCUUCUUCUUUUAAAAUAAAUUGAACUUGCUAUAUUGAACAGAAAAAGAAUGUAUGCAUGUGCACCAGGGUGUUAUUUUUUAAGUUACUAGCUCUAUAAAAUGCUGUGCUUUACGGGAUGAUGAAAUGUGCAACGUUUUUGGUUUGGUUGGUUUUUGGUGUGUGCAUGUGUAUGUGUAUUUGAGUACAUCUCUGCACUUAUACCCAAAGUGAACUAAAUUGUAGGCCUGUGCACUGGCCUGCACUUUAUCGUUUGGAUUUAAUGGUCAUUUCUAUUUUUUUUUAGAAAGUCUAAUAAAGGAAUUAUGGUUGUCAGGAGAGAAGUUAUUCUGAGUUUUGAGCCAAAUGCACAUGCUCACUACCCAUGCUGCAGGGAGGUCCUCAAGAACCAAAGGAAACAACACUGUGUUUGUUCCUUUAAAAGCCUGUGCCAAUCACUCAAAGUCUUCUAUCCUGAAAUUUACAUGUGCAAUAUGAGUAGCACCAAGUUUCUUAGUUAUCAUGUGCCAAAAAUAAAAUGCAAACAAAUGGUGGUGUUUUCUCCUAUAAGGAUAUUCAUACAAGGCAGAAAUUUAUUCCAGAACAAGUAUUUAUAAAAUAAUAAAUAAUAAUUUAUCUAAUGUCUCUCUUUCAGAAGUCAGGGAAUAUUUCUACCUCUGCUUGACCUCUAAUCUCUAAAUUUUUCCAAUCCCAGAAGAAAGAGUUUCCACCAUUGCCUAUAUAAGGACUGUAUAGUCUUUUUUUUUUA